Rotaria sp. Silwood1 is the source of this 1353-nucleotide messenger RNA. The record is from the annotation of a GenBank genome assembly. NCBI's taxonomy places the organism in Eukaryota, Metazoa, Rotifera, Eurotatoria, Philodinida, Philodinidae.
AUGGAAGAUUUUAAUAUUACAUCAACGAAUAUAACUAGAAACAAUGAAAGAUCAUCUACUGGUUCAAUUAUUUUAGUUCUAUCAGUUGCUGUAUUAGUUUCAUGUGUGUUCAAAAUAAUUUUUGUUAAAUUUCUUCGUCAUAGAGUAAAUCUUUCUUUUUAUAUUAUUGUUUUAUUUCUUGGUUUUCUUAUUGGUAUAAUUGCUACUCAAAUACAAGGUGGUUUUAGUGAAGAUGAUUUUCUUCGAGGUGAACAUCAUUUAAGUAAAAUAAGUCCUCAAUUAAUUUAUUAUAUUUUUUUACCAUUAAUUAUCUUUGAUUCAUCAUUUAAUACUCAUUUUCAUAUUGUUAAGCAACAAAUUAUCACAACUAUUUUAGUAGCAGGACCAGGUGUUCUUAUUUCAACAGGAAUUAUUACACUAUGUGUUGUUUAUUUAUUUCCAUAUGAUUAUCAAUGGUCCUGGCUUAGAGGUCUUUUAUUUGGUAGUAUAUUAAGUACAACAGAUCCAGUAACAAUCGUUACAUUGUUACAAGAUUGUGGAGCUAGUCAAUCAUUAUCAUCAUUAAUUGAAUCUGAAUCAUUGCUAAAUGAUGGAUUAGUCUUUAUGCUUUUUUCAGUCUUAAAUCGUAUGAUUGUUGGUAGUUCGUACACUCCUGGACAAAUCAUUUUUGACAUUCUGAGAUAUGGCCUCGGUGGUCCUUUAUUUGGAUUAAUCUGUGGUUUUAUUUGUGUAUUUGUAUUAAAUCGAAUUAAUAAUGAAUUAAAAAUUGAAAUUACAAUAACAUUUGGUAUAACAUAUCUUGUUUUUUAUAUAGCAGACGCUGAACUCAAUAUUUCGGCUGUGCUUUCUCUUAUCUUCAUGGGUUUAUACAUGGCCAAACAUAAAUAUUGUAUAAGUAGUAAUGUUCAAUUAUCAAUGGCUGGAGCAUGGGAGAUAAUCAUAUUUGUUGUAAAUAUUCUAAUAUUUACUGUUAGUGGUCUAAUUUUAGCACAUUCAUUUGUCGGUGUACAGACCAAUUUAACUAGUAGAGACAUUGGAAUAGCUUUAGUACUUUAUCUAUUAAUUCACGUAAGCAGAGUAUUAAUUGUUGGCGUAUUAUAUCCAGUAAUUACAUGGAGUGGAAUGCCUUUGAAUCGAAAAGAAUGUGUGAUAUUUGCAUGGAGUGGUUUACGUGGUCGAACAGCUUUAAUUCUCGUUCUUCUAAUCUAUUUAGAUUCAGAAAUUGAUUGUGCAACUCGUGAACGUUUCCUUUUCCAUAUUUCAUUGAUUGUAUUAUUUACAUUAAUUAUUAACGGAACUAGUAGCAAGUUUUUAGUGAAGAUGCUUGGUCUUCAUAAAGGUACUGUAUCAUGA